Cordyceps militaris CM01 is the source of this 1203-nucleotide messenger RNA. RefSeq names its product DUF250 domain membrane protein. NCBI's taxonomy places the organism in Eukaryota, Fungi, Ascomycota, Sordariomycetes, Hypocreales, Cordycipitaceae. Gene Ontology annotation, cellular component: Golgi apparatus; endosome; trans-Golgi network. The coding region runs from base 1 to 1203 and encodes 400 amino acids. The transcript has 4 exons. The record is from RefSeq and is a predicted model, not a curated record. Gene Ontology annotation, molecular function: antiporter activity.
AUGAGCACCGAAGACAAGGUCCGCGUGUCUGGCGAUGCGCCUCGCAACGCUGCGCCGGUCCUCCCUACUGUCAACCCUGCCUCCGAGAAGCCUCAUUCUACCAAUAAUGGCGUCCAUCCGGCCCUCUAUGUCAUCAUCUGGAUUGGCUUCUCGUCCUCAGUUAUCCUCUUCAACAAGUGGAUUCUGGAUACCCUCAAGUUCCGCUACCCCGUCAUCCUCACCACCUACCACUUAGUCUUUGCCACCGUCGUCACCCAAGCCCUCGCUCGCUGGACGACAGCCCUCGAUGGCCGCAAAAACGUCAAGAUGACCGGACGGGUCUACCUCCGCGCUGUCGUCCCCAUCGGUCUCUUCUUCAGUCUGAGCUUGAUCUUCGGUAACCUGACCUACCUCUACCUAUCCGUUGCCUUUAUCCAGAUGCUCAAGGCCACCACUCCCGUCGCUGUCCUCCUCGCUGGCUGGAGUCUAGGCGUCUCGCAACCCAACAUCAAGCAGUUCCUCAAUGUCUCCGCCAUUGUCGUCGGUGUCAUUAUUGCCUCCUUUGGUGAAAUUGAUUUUGUUCUUGUCGGCUUCCUCUUCCAGAUGGCUGGUAUUCUCUUCGAGGCUCUUCGUUUGACCAUGGUCCAGCGCCUUCUGAGCUCUGCCGACUUCAAGAUGGAUCCGCUCGUCUCCCUCUACUACUUUGCCCCCGUCUGCGCCGCCAUGAACGGUCUCGUUGCUCUGUUCUGGGAAGUCCCCAAGGUCAGCAUGGCUGAAGUGUACCAUGUCGGUCUCUUUACCUUUUUCCUCAAUGGUCUCUGCGCCUUCAUGCUCAAUGUCUCCGUUGUUUUCCUCAUUGGCAAGACGUCGGCUGUCGUCUUGACACUAUGCGGUGUCCUCAAGGAUAUUAUGCUCGUCGCCGCCUCUAUGAUGAUCUGGGGCACCCCCGUCACCCCCUUGCAGUUCUUUGGUUACUCCAUUGCUCUCGGCGGCAUGGUCUACUACAAGCUUGGUUAUGACCAGAUCAAGGGAUAUGCUGGUGAGGCUUCUCGCCACUGGGCUGAGUUUGGUGCUCGCAAGCCCAUUCUCCGCAAGCUCAGCAUCAUUGUCAUGAUCUUCUUCACCGUUGCUCUAUUGUUUGGCGGCCUCGCGCCCUCCAACUACAACCCCACCAGAGUUGUUGCCGACGUCACCAACAAGAUGGGCAAGACUGAUGCCAACUAA